GUUGGACCGGCCGCCGCGGUUCCAUUUUUCAAUCACUAAAGAGUUUCUCUCCGUCAACGAUUCUUCCAAGAAGGUCAAAUUUCAAUCCAGACGAAGACUUGCUGAUCUAAUGGCUUCCGUCUGCAACAUUUUCCACCAUACCGCACUCACUUUUCUGCAUAUAUACUCGCUAUUUGUUGCCUCUUCUUUCCCAAAAACCAGGAACGAGGAACGGGUUCGUUUUGGAUUUGAUUUUGCAGCGAGUGAAUAGAAGGAUAUGGAAAAUGUGGUUGAUGUUCUGAUUGUGGGAGCUGGAAUCAGUGGUCUCACUACUGCAUUGGGACUUCACAGAUUGGGUAUUCGAAGCUUGGUUUUGGAGUCGUCGGAUGAUUUGAGGAUCACUGGGUUUGCGUUAUCGUUAUGGACGAACGGCUGGAAGGCGUUGGAUGCAGUUGGAAUUGGCGAUUCACUUCGCCAAAUCCAUGACCAACUUGAAGGGAUUAUAACUACAUCAAUGAUUUCUGGGCGUAAAACUUCAGAGCUGUUGUUUUCGGCUCCCGAAGAACGUGGAGUUCGCUGUGUCAGAAGAAAGUUCUUGCUAGAAUUUCUGGCCAAGGAACUUCCCAUUGGAACCAUCAAAUUCUCCUCCAAGGUGGUUUCCAUUGAGGAGUCUGGUUUGCUUAAACUUGUGCAUCUUGCUGAUGGAACCUCAAUCAAGACCAAGGUGCUAAUAGGAUGUGAUGGAGUGAACUCGGUGGUGGCAAAAUGGCUAGGCUUCAAGGCACCAGCUUUCACAGGGAGAUAUGCUGUAAGAGGCUGUUUAGAACUCAAGUCCAGCCAUGGUUUUGAACCAAAGAUGAGCCAAUUUGUCGGUGAGGGAGUACGAGCUGGUAUCAUCCCGUGCAAUGACAAGACUCUUUAUUGGUUUUUCACUUGGACCCCCUCAGCUGAAGAGAUUGAAAUGAGUGAAAAUCCAGCAAAACUGAAGCAACUUGUACUAAGCAAGCUUGGAGAGAUGCCAGGAGAAGCAAGGGCAGUGAUUGAAGAAACUGAUGUAGCUUGUUUUCAACCAGCAGCAUUGAGAUACAGACCUCCAUGGGAGCUGAUGUGGGGCAACAUUGUGAAAGGCAAUGUGUGUGUGGCUGGUGAUGCGCUGCACCCAAUGACCCCAGACCUCGGCCAAGGUGGGUGUUCUGCUUUGGAAGAUGGGGUUGUUUUAGCCAGAUGCAUUGCAGAAGCCCUGCUGAAGAAACCCAGCAGCCCUGAGGAGGAGGUCCUGCUGCUCGAGAUGGGGCUUAGGAAGUACGCUGCCGAGAGGAAAUGGCGGAGCAUCGACCUGAUCAGCACAGCAUAUAUGGUGGGAAGGCUGCAACAGAGCAGUGGGGUGUUUGCGAAGUUCUUCAGGGAUAAGAUUUUGUCUCACUUUCUGGUUGGCCUCUUGCUGGGAAGAACAAACUUUGACUGCGGGAAACUGGCCCCUUCUUCUUUGUAGCCAACCAAUCUCAUUGUCACUUAUUUCUUCUUCUUCUUCUUCUUCUUCUUCUUCGUCAUGUAUUUUUAUUUUGUGUAAAAUUUUAGAACUUUGCUUGUGUGCAAAUAUGUAGAGUUUGAAUAAAACAACGGCAAGUGCAGGACUUGCUUCUGCA
Molecule: messenger RNA, 1625 nt
Organism: Cucurbita moschata (crookneck pumpkin)
Lineage: Eukaryota; Viridiplantae; Streptophyta; Magnoliopsida; Cucurbitales; Cucurbitaceae
Product: monooxygenase 2-like
Exons: 6
Coding region: 257-1471 (404 amino acids)
Molecular function (GO): FAD binding
Source: RefSeq, a predicted model, not a curated record